AUGGCGGACGAUCUCAUCCUAAGCUUUUGCAGUGGGCGUGGUCCGUUGCAGGUUUGGAACAUGCGCCUGGCUAACAGCAUCACCGCCCACAAGGAAGCGGCCAACUUUGCGUCAGAGGUUACUCUGGUCCGGUGGCAUCAUCAGCAGAUUGGAAAGCUGGUGACUGGCCAUUUGAACGGGAGCUUGUCAUUCUUCACCACUGGUAAGAAGUGUUCCAAGCACGUUCUCCAACCCGAAUCCGAGGAUGAAGAGGAAGACGAUCCCGUUGUCGCCUUGGAAUGGGAUCCGUUAUCGGAGGACUACCUUCUCGUCAUCAACGAACAGGGUGAGAUGCGGAUGAUAGACAGUGUUUCCCUGAAUGUCAUAGUGACGUUUGUUCUACCAAGUACGGCCACCAGCGUCCGCACCAUGGCAUGGGUUCCUACUGCUCCAGGCAUGUUUGUAUCAGGAGAUGCUCAUCAAGGGGUACUUCGUCUCUGGAAUGUCUCUAAGCCCACACCUAUCCUCAGCCUCAAACUAAAGACCACAGGGUUCCAUUCCCUAUGUGUCUUUAACGCAUCACCCACCGGCUCUGAUGACUACGAUUCCUUGUCAUCGACCACCAACUCAUCAUCAUCAUCAUCCUCCUCGUCGUCCUCACCGGCUCAUAGCAAUAACCAUGUAUCAUCGACGAGUCAAGCCGUAGCUCCACGACGGACGAACGAUCUUUAUUCACCGUACGCCCUGCCGCCUGGCCAUGCUGUGUGUACAUUUGAUGAUGGUGGGGUGGGGCUCUAUGAUUUGGGGAAAAGACGAUGGGAUUUCCUCAGAGAGUUGGGUCACGUAGAAACUAUCUUCGACUGCAAAUUCAAACCUGACAACCCCGAUCUCUUGGCAACGGCAUCGUUUGAUGGCACCAUGAAGGUAUGGAACAUCAAUUCCUGGACAGCUGUAGACUCCUCACCAGGCAAUGAAGGCAUCAUAUACUCCAUCUCAUGGGCACCCGCUGACCUGAACUGUUUGAUGGCAGGAACAUCAAGGAAUGGGGCUUUCAUAUGGGACAUCACAAAGGGAAAGAUUAUCAAGAGAUAUACCGAGCAUGGACGAACUAGUGUCUAUUCUGUAGCAUGGUGCCAUAAAGACUCAAGAAGAGUUGCGUCAUGUGGAGCCGAUAACUACUGUAUUGUUCGUGAGAUUGACGGGAAAAUGCUGCAGAGAUACAGGCAUCCAUCAGCUGUGUUUGGAUGCGAUUGGAGUCCUAAUAACAAAGACAUGUUUGCCACAGGGUGCGGUGAUGGCAAGGUAAGAGUAUACUACAUAGCAACGGCUAACGAGCAACCAUUAAAAACCUUCCCCGGUCACACAGCUAAGGUAUUCCAUGUAAGAUGGUCUCCUUUAAGAGAUGGCAUACUCUGUAGUGGCUCAGAUGACGGGACAAUACGUAUAUGGGACUACACGCAGGAUAGCUGUGUAAACAUAUUAGUAGGUCAUGGUGCUCAUGUGAGAGGGCUAAUGUGGAAUCCGGAGAUACCCUAUCUUCUCAUCUCGGGCUCAUGGGAUUACACCAUUAGAGUAUGGGAUACCAGGGAUGGUGCAUGUGUUGAUAAGGUAUUAGACCACGGUGCUGAUGUGUAUGGUCUAGCCAUGCAUCCCAAUAGACCCUUUAUACUUGCAUCCUGCUCAAGGGAUUCCACUGUUAGGAUCUGGUCUCUGACAUCACUGGUGAUGUCAUCACAGAUGAGAGUGAUCGCCAGGAGACCAUGGCAAGAGAUCAUCACGUCAACAGAUCAUGCCAUGGCUGUCAAUACCAGCACAUUGAUGUCGGGCAAGGCAUCAAGAGACCUCAAGUCCAAGAUAGAUCAUUACCGUGGUAACCUGGAAUUCAAGACAAUAAUCCGGUGGUUCUCUAAUCUCUUUGCAUCCCCUGGUGAUACAGCUAAUCUCUGGGAACUAGUGUCCAUUAUAAACGGUCAAGACGAUAGCCUUCUACCGGAGGAUUAUAGUAAAGGAAUCAUGCACAAAAAACAUCUCAUCAAGUUCAGAUCGUCUGAAGCUAAAGAACUGGAGCUAGCGAAGCUGGGAGGGCGGGGCGGCCAAACAUCACGGCUACGGGAAGAGAAGGUGAGAGAAGCUGCCGUGCUGCAUAUGAAGCUAGGAGAAACACAGAGAUACUGUGAACUCAUGGUAGAGCUGGGAGAGUGGGAGAAAGCUUUGGCAAUAGCACCGGGAGUGUCCAUGGAUUACUGGAAGCAAUUGGCUGAGAGAUAUGCGGAGAACUUGUCAGCUGAUGAGAACCUUGACUGUGUGCCUUAUUAUCUCAUCACUCACAACGUCGAUAAACUGGUCCGCUUCUACUGCCACCGCGGCCAGCUUAACGAUGCGCUCCUCGUCGCACAGGUUGCCUGCGAGGGACCCGUUACCAUGGAUAAAAGAAGCAGAGGUGUUGUCAAUGGGAGGACGACGGCGGGGCACGAGGAGGAAGGGGAUGCUGUCCCGAGGGUGAAUGGAAUGCAGGAUGAGGAGGAGUCUAAUAAAUUGCUCCUGUCUGUGGUUGAUCUGAUGGCUAAUAAAUUCUUUCACAACGGGUCACCUGUACUAUCUGCCUGCUGUCAUCUUGCUGCCGGUCAACAAAGGCUUGCUUUGUCCAAAUUAAUACGGGGCCAUGAGUUAGAGCUGGUCGUAUCGAUAGGAGAGUCACUGAAAGGAGGCAAGAUCUCAAGUUUGGUUACCAUGGCAACUGAGAUGCUAUCAAGAAGAUGCGAAGGACAGGGAAACUGGGAUCUAGCUUAUAACCUGAUUGAAGACAUUCCUAACAACCAUGAUAUGAAGGUCAGGCUUUGUGCAAGGUGUAUAGGAAGUGCAGCUGAGAUCAACCAUAUGCAUGAAAAGGUGGGUUUCCCCCCUCUGGAAGAUUGCAUAGUGAAGGCCCAGAGCAUGUUAGAUGCAGGGAAUGUGAGGGAGGGUGUAUGCUAUUAUUUACUCUCUUCUACACCGGAGGCUGCCAUGUCUGUGGGUCUCCCUGAAGUCAGAAGAAAAAUGAAUCAGUCUGACUGGGUCGUUGGUGAUGUUUACAACCUUCUGCAAUUAAUGGGCUGCAUAAGGACAGACAGGAUCAUGAUGCAGAGUGUCGCUCAGCAGCGAUGUGAGUUGGUAAUCUUAUCUUGCUAUGUUGGAGCUCUAGUAGCUAUACGAAGGGGAUACCGUUCUAUAGUUACUCAUCUAUUCAAUGUAGCAUUGAGGCUUAUCAGGGAAGGUGGGUUUGGGUCAGACCUCCCUCUCUCAGACCCUCUUAUUCAGACUGAACUAGAAGCAUGGAAUGCUGUAUCUGGGACUAACGUAAGUGUUGAUCAUGCCAAAUGUGCCCCUCCGACUCCACUCCAAGAAGACUUCUACCACAACCUCAUACGACGGGGAGAAUCUUUGACCUUUGACCUUGAAGCAGGUUAUGACUUCGUGACAGGUUCUCAUCUCCCAAGUCAUUCAGAUGUUCACCAUUCUCUGCUGACUGGCAAAAGGAUACAGGGCCCUACAUUCUUCCUGGAUGACGGCAAGUCUGUGAUAUCACUGAACAGCGCCCUCAUGUGGGCUAAAGUGUGCAUGUUCUCACCUGUAGGAUCAGGGAGGCCCAUCAAUCCUUUCUAAUGAUAAAAAUAGAUUCAAUCUUCAGCACAGUUUUCUCUUUCCAAGGAUGAUGAACAGCUGAGGGGUCAAAGGUCAGAUAUUUUACAGGACAGUGCACUCAUCUGCAGGUCAGAUGUCAAUAUUUUGCAGGACAGUACACUCAACUGCAGGUCAGAGGUCCAAUUUUACAGGACAGUACACUCAACUGCAGGUCAGAGGUCAAACUUUUAAAGGACAGUACACUCAAGUGCAGGUCGGAGGUCAAAUUUUUACAGGACAGUACACUCAACUGCAGGUCAGAGGUCAAAUUUUGCAGUACAGGAUCAUACAUGUAGGUCAAAAUUUUGCAGGACAGUUCACUCACAUUGGAUCAUGUACAUGUAAAUGUAUAUGAGCAGUCAGUUCAAAUUAUUGCAAGAUAGUUCACUCAUCUUUGGUAAUAUGGAGAACACUUGCUGGUGGGCAAAAUCUUGUCGAAAAAUAAUAAGAAGAAUUGUCUUGAAAACCAACAUUAAUUUUUCAUGCAAGAAUGAUUCAUAUCAAUGAAAAUCUUGCUGAAGAUCUUGUUGAAAAUAUUAAUAUACAUUGUCUUGAAAACUACCUUCACUGUCUUGUGCAAGAAUGAUUCAUAUUGUUGAAAAUCUUGUAGAAAAUAACAAUAUAAUGUAUCUUGAAAACUGCCUUUGAUUUAUUGUGCAAGAAGUGAUUCAUAACCAUUGAGCAGGGUACAAAAUUUGUCAUAUCUUUUCAACGCACAUUCAAGAGAGAUACUGUAUUUAUGGCUAAUUAUGGAUAAUUCACAAUCUCGUUUCUGCCAUGUACAUGUACAUGUAGUUUGUUGAUAUUGUUGUCAUAUCCUGACAUUAUCUUUGGUCAAUAUAGUCUAUAUGAGGGCAAUACCUCACUUGACACCUGUAUGAACAAAUCAAUUAUAUAUAUAUAUUUUUUUAAUUAUCCUAAUUCACUGAAUUUGUAGUAUUGCCGACACUAUUUUCAUAAUGAUUAUAUUUCAAUGAAAUGUAUUGAUUUAGAUUUUGUUGCAAAUGUGAAAAUGACAAGAGGCAUAAAUUUUACUGUGCAGUGUCAAGAACCCAUCGAGAUUUGUCUUUUUUUCUUGUUGGUGUAGUUCAACUUGCUUUGAACAAAUUUCAAAAGAAGACAUAUUUUUAGAGUCCGUCCAAAGAAACUUAUUU
Lytechinus pictus (painted urchin) is the source of this 4793-nucleotide messenger RNA. RefSeq names its product WD repeat-containing protein 17-like. The record is from RefSeq and is a predicted model, not a curated record. The transcript has 23 exons. Gene Ontology annotation, molecular function: protein binding. The coding region runs from base 1 to 3621 and encodes 1206 amino acids. Lineage: Eukaryota; Metazoa; Echinodermata; Echinoidea; Temnopleuroida; Toxopneustidae.